Messenger RNA from Ostertagia ostertagi, 1134 nucleotides. NCBI's taxonomy places the organism in Eukaryota, Metazoa, Nematoda, Chromadorea, Rhabditida, Trichostrongylidae. The record is from the annotation of a GenBank genome assembly.
GAUAUUUCAUGUGGACAAGAAGUUUUUCCUGUACGAGUUUAUUCGGACACUGGCAACUGUGUGCCACCGGAGGCUUUCACAUACAUUUCCUCUUGUGACUACUCAAUGUUUAAGGAAAAUCGUGUUCCUAAGCGAACACUGGAUUUGUUGACGGUUAAAUGCGAUUGUGAUGAUCUAAUCUGUGGCGAGCAAUGUGCUUGUAGAGAAAUGAACGAUAGACUUACUUUCUGUACGAUAAUGGGUGACGGACGGGUCUUUGUCAACUCGAAUGCAACAUUUUUUAACACACUAAUUGUGGGAUGCGGAAGCAAAUGUGCUUGUAAAGGGCAAUGUAGGAAUUCCCUUCGUGCCACAUCACUUCCCGCACCUUUCAGAUUCGAAGUUUUUCGAAGAAGUGAUAAUCUCGGAUUCGGACUGCGUACACUAAGCAAUAUACCCCAAGGCUGUGCUGUUGUUGAAUUCUGUGGCGAAAUUCUCAGGAGCAAAGUGUUGAGCAGUAGAGGGGCGGAAUCGUUGGACUACUCUUUCUGUCUACACUCAUCUGAAGAGUCAGAGAUUUAUGAGAGGCUCGCAUCAGCCAAGAAUACAAAGAGCGAAGUGUUUGCUAUUUUGAAUCAUACGACAUAUAUUGAUCCCACAAGAAAGGGCAACAUUGCACGCUUUAUCUCUCACGGCUGUCUACCAAAUCUUGUGAUGUUACGGUACGCCGAGAACGAUUUGCGUCUCCAUCACUCUCGAGCGAUCUUGUUUGCAGCUCAACCUAUUCUUGCCGGAACAGAGCUAUUUUUCGAUUAUGGGAAUAACUAUUUGAACCGAGCAGGAUUCAAGUGUGAGUGUCGAACAAUGUGGUGUGACAGCGUAGCGACACGUUGGCGCUCUACGGAUCCCACUCAUGAAGAGAUAAUGCGGAAGUCUCUGGAGUAUUUUGCCUAUUUGAAGCAACGUAUGAAAGUUUACGACUUGAAAGCAAAGCAAUAUCUCCGGAGCGAAGGCAUAGUUCGUCCUGAGUACGACGACCUCGACGAACCACUCAUAGGCAUUCAGUCCAGUCUUUCAAGAAUUGAUCCAGCAUGUGUUCACAAACGUAAUGGAGAAAAUGAACCUGUGAUAUGUUAUAACCUUUACUGCCGCAGC